Dromiciops gliroides (monito del monte) is the source of this 2385-nucleotide messenger RNA. RefSeq names its product basic proline-rich protein-like. The record is from RefSeq and is a predicted model, not a curated record. The transcript is spliced from 6 exons. Bases 1 to 2385 code for a protein of 794 amino acids. NCBI's taxonomy places the organism in Eukaryota, Metazoa, Chordata, Mammalia, Microbiotheria, Microbiotheriidae.
AUGAAUAGGCAGAGAAACCUGCAGGCCAUAAAAAAUUUCUUUGACUGCAUUGCCUUUUUCCGGCCUGGCUCGGCCAGGCUCCGCUCGGCUCGCCCCGCAUCCCCUGGCCCGGCUCGCCCCGCCCCGCCCCGGCAAGGCUCGCCUCGCCCCGCCUCCCCUCAGCCUGGCACGACUCCCCUCGCCCCGCCUCCCCUCAGCCUGGCACGGCUCCCCUCGCCCCACCUCCCCUCGCCCUGGCACGGCUCCUCUCUCUCCGGCACGGCUCCCCUCGCCCCAGUACGGCUUGCCCAGGCAGGGCUCGCCUCGCCCCGCCUCCCCUCAGCGUGGCACGCCUCCCCUCGCCCCCCCCCCCUGGCCGGGGUCGCCCCUGCCCGCCCCGGCACUGCUCCCCUCGCCCCGCCACCCCAGGCCCCCCACCCCUCAGCCUGGCACGGCUCCCCUCGCCCCAGCACGGCACGGCUCGCCUCGGCACGGCUCACCCCGCCCAGGCACGGCUCGGCUCACCCCGGGACGCCUCCCCUAGCCCUGCCUCCCCCUCGCCCCGGCUCUGCUCCCCUCGCCCCGCCCCGGGGCUCGCCCCGCCUCCCCUCGCCCAGGCAUGCCUCCCCUAGCCCCGCCUCCCCCUCGCCCUGGCAGGGCUCCCCUCACCCCACCUCCGCUGGCCCGGCUCGCCCCACCUCCCCUCGCCCGACACCCUUCAGCCCGGCACGGCUCCCCUCACCCCGCCUCCCCUGGCCCGACUCCCCUCAGCCUGGCACGGCUCACCCCGCCCAGGCACGGCUCGGCUCGCCCCGGGACGCCUCCCCUAGCCCUGCCUCCCCCUCGCCCCGGCACGGCUCCCCUCACCCCGCCUCCCCUGGCCCGCCUCCCCUCAGCCUGGCAUGGCUCCCCUCGCCCCAGCACGGCACGGCUCGCCCCGCACGGCUCGGCACGCUCCGGCACGGUUCGGCACGCCCCGGCACGGCCUGCCCCGGCACGGCACGGCACGCCCUGGCACGCGUGGCACGCCUCCCCUCGCCCCCCUCCCCUGGCCGGGGUCGCCCCUGCCUGCCCGGCACUGCUCCCCUCGCCCCGCCCCGGGGCUCGCCUCGCCCCGCCUCCCCUCGCCCCGCCUCCCCUCAGCCUGGCGCGGCUCCCCUCACCAAGGCACGGCUCGGCUCUCCCCGGACGCCUCCCCUAGCCCUGCCUCCACCCUCGCCCCGGCACCGCUCCCCUCAUCCCGCCUCCCCUGGCCUGGCUCGCCCCGCCCCGCCUCCCCUCGCCCGCCUCCCCUCAGCCUGGCACGGCCCCCCCUCGCCCAGGCACGGCUCCCCUCGCCGCGGCACGGCUCCCCUUUCCCCCCUCCCCUGGCCCGGGUCGCCCCGGCCCGCCCUGGAACUGCUCCCCUCGCCCCGCCCCGGGGCUCCCCUCACCCGCCUCCCCUGGCCCGGCUCGCCCCACCUCCCCUUGCCCUGGCACGGCACGGCCCGCCCCGCCUCCCCUCGCCCGCCUCCCCUCAGCCUGGCACGGCUCCCCUCGCCCCCCUCCCCUGGCCCGGGUCGCCCCGGCCCGCCCCGGCACUGCUCCCCUCGCCCUGCCCCGGGGCUCCCCUCGCCCCGCCUCCCUUGGCCCGCCUCCCCUCAGCCUGGCACGGCUCCCCUCGCCCCGGCACGGCUCCCCUUGCCAAGGCACGGCUCGCCCCGGGACGGCCCGGCUCGCCCUACCCCGCCUCCACUCGCCCCACCUCCCCUUGCCCUGGCACGGCAUGGCCCGCCCCGCCUCCCCUCGCCUGCCUCCCCUCAGCCUGGCACGGCUCCCCUCGCCCCGCCUCCCCUGGCCCGCCUCCCCUCAGCCUGGCACGGCUCCCCUCGCCCAGGCACAGCUCCCCUCGCCCCGCCCCGGCACGGCUCGCCCCGGUAUAGCUCGCCCAGUCACGGCUCCCCUCGCCCCGCCUCCCCUUGCCCUGGCACGGCUCGCCCCGGCACGGCUCGCCCCGCCUCCGCUCGCCCCACCUCCCCUUGCCCUGGCACGGCACGGCUCGCCCCGCCUCCCCUCGCCCGCCUCCUCUCAGCCUGGCACGGCUCCCCUCGCCCCGGCACGGCUCCCCUCGCCCCCCUCCCCUUGCCCUGGCCAGGCCAGGCCUGGCUCUCAACAUACCUGCAGCUCAAUGUAGUUGAGAGUGGGGUGGCUGUGAAUAUGUGUGCAGUGCGCCCCCCCUUCCCCCGCACUUCCGAUCUGAGUGUGCUCGGUCAGGUGCUUGAUCUCGCCUGUCCUGUUCCUGUCCCUACAAUUGGUAAUUUGCCCUCUCGGCUGCUGCAGGAAUUACGAAGAUUGUUAGCAAACCACGGGAAUGAAAGCAGGCAAGUUGGCCUGAUCUUCAGCCCUGGGGGAGAGGAUGGUUUUUGA